CAGUACACUACUACAUCGUGCCCGGAGCAGACAUGGCGGCGGCCGGCGGGAGGUCACUGCUCCUAGCCCGGUACCGGACAGGAUUUGUGACCCCUGCCAGACUCCUUACUGAUGGCGAGCCCACAAAGUUCACACCACCCGUCAAGCCAAUUAUUGCACCAAAGACCGGCUCACAGGAAUCUCAGAAAAGGUUCCUGAGCCCGGAGUUCAUCCCCCCGCGAUGCAGGAAAGACCCAUUGGUGUUUUACGUUGAAAGGCAAGAUAUGAUUGAAAGACGGAAGGUGAUAACCAUUCCCGAGUUCUACGUAGGCAGUAUUCUCGCUGUGACCAUGUCUGAUCCUCAUGCCAGUGGGAAACCCAACCGAUUCGUAGGACUUUGCAUACAGAGAUCGGGGAAAGGCCUGGGGGCCACAUUUUUGCUCCGAAAUAUUAUUGACGGACAAGGUGUGGAGAUGAAAUACGACCUUUACAGUCCCCGAAUUCAGGAAAUAGAAGUGCUGAAGCUGGAAAAGAGACAGGACAACAACUUGCUGUACCUGCGCGAUGCGCUUCCCGAAUACAGCACCGUUGAUGUCAACAUGAAACCAAUCGUCUUCCGGGAAUCAGAAGUCCCAGUCAAUACGAUGCAAGUCAAGAUGAAGCCGCGGCCUUGGUCCAAACGUUGGGAACAAGACAAACACCACAUCAAAGGGAUCGCGUUUGAGUAUUAUCUUCUGGAGAAGCACAUCAAGAGAGCGGAGAAGUCCGCUAAGCCCUGGCUGGAGUUUGACAUGCUGAGGGAAUACGAUACCACCGCAAUUGAGAAGAAAAUACUGGCAGAGGUCACAGAGAAACUAGCACAGGCUACAACUAACCAGACCACUGCUUGAGAACCCGUGCUAGAAUUUAUAUGCAACCGUAUAAUAAAAGUGUAUAUUUGUAAUUAUUUGUAUUGCACUUAUUUGAAUAAAUGAGUAAAAACAGUAA
Molecule: messenger RNA, 966 nt
Organism: Pseudophryne corroboree (corroboree frog)
Lineage: Eukaryota; Metazoa; Chordata; Amphibia; Anura; Myobatrachidae
Gene: MRPL19
Product: mitochondrial ribosomal protein L19
Exons: 6
Coding region: 33-869 (278 amino acids)
Biological process (GO): translation
Cellular component (GO): ribosome; mitochondrial large ribosomal subunit
Molecular function (GO): structural constituent of ribosome
Source: RefSeq, a predicted model, not a curated record